CAAGCUGAUCCGCUCUAGCUCGUAUUAGUCUCGUUCUGGAUCUCUUCGCGAUAACAUCACGAGUUCUGAAAGAGUUGCAUUGAAAAAGCUCUAUCGUUCGAAAACGCGUGACAAUUCUUGAAUUUUUUUUUUUAAUUACUAUUAUUUUUUCUUUCCCCCCCUUUCUUUUACGUCAAAUUAAUUUUUAUUGGAUCGCGAAAGGAACGUGAAAUCAUUAUAAUUUCGAUUAGUACUCCGAGUUUUUUUUUUCUUUUUUUUUUUUUUUUCUUUUUUUUUUCUGUACUUUACCUCUUGCUUUCAUUUUUCAAUCAUUUUACUACGAUAGAUCGAUCAUCAUUCUAAUUAUCAUAAUAAUUAUUAAAUGAUCGUGGGAUUUGUUAAUAGUGCUGCUUAUACGAAUGUUAGAUAUAUUUAUUUCGUAUCAUUCUUUCUCUAUUUCGUUCUUUUUCGUCAUCAUAUAUCGAUGACAUUAAGUCGAGUUAAUAAAACGUUCUUUUCGCUUUAAGUGCAACGUCAACGAUUUGAAAGGAAAAUGGCUAAAGACGAGAAAGGCAACGAGAAGGUCGCUUUGAAACGAGAGCUUGGACUUUUCAGUGCCGUCAGUAUAAUUCUUGCUGUUAUGAUCGGCUCUGGAAUAUUUGUAUCACCGGCCAAUGCUUUGGAAAGAUCUGGAUCCGUAGGAUUUUGUUUGAUCAUUUGGAUAACUUGUGGUUUGCUGUCUCUGUUGGGUGCUUUAGCAUUUGCGGAAUUGAGUACCGUUGUACCACGUUCCGGUGCGGAAUAUGCUUACUUCAUCGAAGCUUAUAGUCCACUUCAUCAUUACGCUGGACAAAUACCAGCAUUCAUUUGUUCCUGGGUAUACGUGAUACUUCUAAGACCAGCCGAAGUAGCUGUCGUUAUAUUAACGUUCGCCGAAUAUGGGGUACAACCAUUUUCUAAUUACCUCGACGAUUUGCCAAUGGAUUCGAUGGAGCGAUUGAAAAAAUUAAUCGCUAUGUUGGCAUUGGGCCUGAUUACGUUUACGAAUCUGACGAGUGUUAAGCUUUACGUUAAAGUGCAAAAUUCAUUGACGGUAUGCAAAGUUGCCGCAUGUAUGCUUGUAAUAGGAGGUGGUAUAUGGUGGUUAAGUACUGGUCAUUUGGAUCUAUUAAAGAAUCCUUUUCGCGGUACUACAACGUCCGCUGGUAACAUAGCAUUGGCUUUUUACAAUGGUCUUUGGGCAUACGAUGGUUGGUCAUCGGCUGCGAUAAUAACAGAAGAAAUUCAAAAGCCAGAGGUCAAUAUUCUUAGGAGUAUAUUAAUAGCUGUACCAACGAUUACUGUUCUUUAUGUGACAAUGAAUCUGAUGUAUAUGGCUACCUUAACGAUACCCGAAAUGAUAAGUGCACCUGCCGUCGCCGUUUUAUGGUCUGAAAGAGUACUUCCAAGUUGGUUAACCUUUGCUAUACCACUUGGUGUUGCCUUCUCUACGUUUGGAUGUGGUCUUAGUAUACAAUUCAGUGUAUCACGAUUGUGUUACGUCGCGGGAAGAGAAGGUCAUGUACCACGCAUAUUUAGUUAUGUACACAUGGAGAAAUUAACGCCAGCUAUAGCCGUAGCGUUUCAAGGAAUACUCUCAUUGAUAUGUCUCUUAUUAGGAGACAUUACAGCUCUGAUAGAAUUCGCAAGUUUUCUCACUUGGGUUUUCUAUGGUUUCGCGAUGAUAGCUCUUAUUAUUAUGAGAAGGACUAAACCUGAUGCACCUAGACCAUACGCUGUACCAAUUUUAAUACCAUGGUUGGUACUAUUAAUUGCUAUUUUUCUAGCAGUCAUUCCUAUCGUUUACGAGCCAUCAUUCAAAUAUUUGUUCGCCGUUGGAUUCAUUUUGUGUGGUAUACUCGUUUAUCACAUCUACGUCUAUAAUAAGAAAAAAAGCCCUUUGUUAGCUAAAUCUAUGUACCUGAUCCAAGCGUUGAGUUUAGUUGUUGCUCCAGAUAAAGAAGACUGAGCCUUUUAUAUCGUAGCCAAUGUACAUACAUAGAUUCUUCUGCAGUAUCAGAUAACGCAGGUGGUUCGUCUAGACAAAAAAAUUGUCUAACGCAAGCGCUACCUAUGAGAAUGGGAUUACUUAAUAUCCCAUUAACAAAUGCUUGCAGACCACGUAUCCUUUCUUCUAGAAAACUAGGUGCAAAAUUGUCACCCAGCCAUUUCUUUUGUGGUAAAGAUAAAUGAGAGAUCGGAAGUUUUUGUCUUCUCAAUUGAGCAAAUAAGCGUACAAAAUCUGUGUAUCUUCUGAAGACAAACCAACAAUCACCAUUCUUCAAUUCUAUACGAAGUUUGUAUACCUACGUAAAAGUAUAUCAAAUGAUUUCUAACAAGAAUUCAAUUGAUAUAUUUUUAAUUAAGAAGAUAUUAUAUACUAACUGUAAAUCUAGCUCUCUCUUCCAUAACUUCAUAUCCAACAAUAGGUAUUCUUAAGUCAUUGUUUGUUAAGGGGGGUGGAAGAAUGUUAGAAUUUGUAUUUUCAUUAGGAUAAUUAAAUCGUUGAAUGGAAAACGAGUUCGAAUGGCCAGAUCCAUCUGAAUCAGGACUGUCGAGUACCCUUAUGGAUCCUGCUUGAGAAGUCCUUGCUUUACUAAUAGCAAGUGUAACUUCGCUAAUACAUCCCACACCAGUCUCUGAAGUAGACAUUUUACCACCAACAAACUAAAUAAAACCAUGCAUACUUAAAAAUAAAUAAAAAAAAAACUAACUAAAGUAAACUAAAAUCAAAAGUAAUCGAAUUAAGAUAAAUAAGCAGAAAAGAAUGAAUAACUGAAUAGCAUUAAACAUACUCAAUAUAUAUACUUUAUUUUACAAAACUAAUUAAUAGCCAUUAAACAAUUUAAAUAAAACAAAAUAAUAAACAAGCUUUUUUACUAACUCAUUAAACUGUAAUAUCGAAAAUACUGCAUCACAGAAAACACGUAAUAAUUCUGAUAAUUAAACGAUACUAACCUCGCUUAUGUUAAUCAAAAACACAAUGAAAGGUACAAUGACCUAUAAAUAUGAUAUUUUAUCAACUUUCAUGAAUUUUUUGAAAUUCAUUUUCUUGGGACAGAAGAUACAUGAGUGAUGUGAAAAGUCAAUUAAUUAAAAUACGAUAUUUACGUCAUAUACCGAAGAUUACUAAACAGUAACAGAUAUCCAUUAAAUUGUAAACAUGCAAGAGAGUGCAAUGUCCGAAUAUUUGAUACAUUUUUUUUUCUCUAUGUAGUUGCAAUAAUAGCAAUAAAAAUUCUCUAUAUUUAGCAUGA
Molecule: messenger RNA, 3275 nt
Organism: Vespula pensylvanica (western yellowjacket)
Lineage: Eukaryota; Metazoa; Arthropoda; Insecta; Hymenoptera; Vespidae
Product: b(0,+)-type amino acid transporter 1-like
Exons: 4
Coding region: 533-1987 (484 amino acids)
Biological process (GO): amino acid transmembrane transport
Cellular component (GO): membrane
Molecular function (GO): L-amino acid transmembrane transporter activity
Source: RefSeq, a predicted model, not a curated record